UCCAUCCAUCUAAGCAAUAAAUAAAAAAAAAGAAAACCCACCAUCAGGGAUAAGGUCGUAUUAUUCACAAUAUUGUGUAAAGGCUUUCCAUCCUUCAAUCCGAAAUUUAUGACUAUUUUGCGUGCAGGUUUAGAACAUCAACCAAUGAUCACAUCAUUAGUAAUAAUCUAUUGUAUUAAUUAUUCUUUACCAGGGAGAAAUGGUCCGAUGUAGACAAAAUCAAAAUGCGUUGAAGACUAAGAGUAUUCUGGUUCACGCAGGGGCUGGUGCCCUCGGCCAGGCCUUGAUAUCGAUUGGAUUAGCUUUGGAUUAUGAAGUAUUCACAACUGUGAGUGACUCUACAAAGAAACGAUUCCUCAAGAAAUUGUUUCCUAAUCUAAAAGAACAAAAUAUUGGGAGUUCCAGAGAUACUACUUUUGCUGACAUGGUAUUGUGUGCGACUAAUCAUAGAGGUUGCAACAUUGUGAUUAAUUGUCUCAGAGGAGAGCUAAGAAACGCCUCAUUGAGGUGUUCGGCAGGGUGGACACUGGACAUAUCCGAAUAUGAUUCCCAAGAGAGUAGUAGCUUUGGAAUGGGCCAUUUGACUGCAGACAGAUCGUACGUGACUGUUAACGUAUCGCACUUGUUGAUGACCCAAAACUCAAAUAAACUUAAGAUGUUACACUCAUCGUUAAGUGAAGGAAUAUCCCGUGGUUACGUUCGUCCUUUGUCACGAGUGAAAUAUGGUCCUUCUGAAGUUUCCCGCGCCUUUCGGUUGCUGGCGACCAGACAGCACCGUGGACGGAUCCUCUUGAAGCUCGAUGAAUUUCCACCCUCGAACAAACUCAGGGUUCAGUGCAAGCCGGACGCUUGUUAUGUGUUGUUUUGUGGACAAGAUAUUUUUGGAGUGCAACUUGCGAGUAGACUGAUCGACCGUGGAGCAAGAAAUUUGUAUUUACAUUAUAACACUCCACCUGGGUACCUUUCUUAUAAAAUGCAAGAAUGGAAAAAAUUGGGCGUCAAAGUGCAAAUGUCAUCUGAGAAGAUCAAUAGUCAGGCUAAAGUUCAUAAACUGAUAAAUGACGCCGCAUGUUUGGGCUGCGUCGACGGUAUCAUCGUUGACGCGACGAAUGCAUGUGGAAGUGAAACUGAAGAAAUUCGAUCUACUAUUCAUAACUUGGAUAUUGUAUCAAGAAAAUUAUUCCAAUCUCUCAGAUAUUUUACUUUAGUCACUGAUGACAAUUCGUUAGGAUUAGGAAUAUGUUUAACGCGACAAAAUGAUGGAUACCCAGUAACAGUGGUUAAUAUCGGCCAUUUGAAAGAGGACCUCGACACACAUAAUUUUCCAAGCAGCCGUCUGUAUGUAGAAGCGACGGAGGCUGCGCUUUGUUCCGGAGAUAAUUCGGUGGUUGCGUUCCCUAGUUCUUCUCAACAGUCGCUGCUGCAACAAUUAUGUGCUAUAACUGAUGUUGACGUAACUCGAAUCUCUGAUGAGAAUACUACGCUCGGUGAAUUGGGUGUGGUGAAUGAGAAAACAUCGUUUGUUUCAAACUAUCUGCGAGUUCAUUAUGGCAUCACACUAAAUGAAGAAGACGUUCUUUCACUAACGUUCCAAAGAAUUAAGGAAAUGGAGGACGCUAUUGUUGCGCCUGGUUAUAGUACAAAGAAAGGGUUGGAAGCGUUCUAUUCGUAUGUAGAUCCAGACGAACUGCUAGCCACAAGUGAAAUGGUGCUCAUGCCGACACUCACUAGUAGUGCAACUGCGCGCGAUGAUGAGUUCGACGUGACUGUGACAUCGCUGUGUAUCGUCCCGGGUUUGGAGGGACACCAUGGGCGGUUUCGAGCUUUGUGCGAGCGACUCAAGCUGCCCGCGCUCGUGCUGCAACCCGGGCUGGACAAGCUGGACGAGACCAUACAGCAGACAGCACAACGAUAUGCUAGUUCUCUGCUAAGAAAAUCAGCGAUAAAAAAUAAUUUCUACAUUUUGGGAUAUGAAACUGGUAUAUUUGUUGCGUUAGAACUCACGGCUAUUCUGGAAGAACACGAUAUGACGGGUACGUUGUUUUUGUUGGGAGGAUCACCAAAUGAUGUGUCGAAUGAAAUAGAAUAUCAACUGCAAGGAUUCAAAACAGAUCAGCUCCAGGAGGCUGUGGCAAGGCACAUGUUUAAAAUUAUGGCCCGUGAACACUUUAAGGAAGUAGAGAACGCAUUUUCGAAACGUACUCUGUGGAAUGACCGAGUGGAUGCGGGAGUGCGAACCCUGUUGGGUCACGUGUCCCACUCGGCGCAGUACGCGCGCGCACAGAUCGAGGCGGCGUGCGCGCGGCUCGUCUACGCGCGGCGCUACGGCGGCCCGGCGGCGCCCCUACGCUCCCGGCUCGUGCUGCUGCGCUCUCCGCUCACCGCGCGCUCCGCUCCGCCAGAAUGGCAGCGGCUGUCGCGGGGAGGGGUCACCGAACACAACUUGCUGGCGCCGUUACCGCAUGCCGCCAUGGACAUGCGUUGCGCUACCAUCAUCAACAAAUAUCUGGACGAUGAAAUUUUAGACCAAUUCAAUAAGAAGAAUUUGUGUGAAACGUAUUUACUUAGUGCGGAUACGUACAUGUCUUUUGUCACUGAUUUGAAUUAGACAGUGAAAAAAAGUAAUGGAAAAGGGAGAA
This is a messenger RNA of Bombyx mori (domestic silkworm), 2639 nucleotides long. Its product is annotated as fatty acid synthase-like. The record is from RefSeq and is a predicted model, not a curated record. The transcript has 13 exons. Bases 200 to 2608 code for a protein of 802 amino acids. Lineage: Eukaryota; Metazoa; Arthropoda; Insecta; Lepidoptera; Bombycidae. Gene Ontology annotation, biological process: fatty acid biosynthetic process. Gene Ontology annotation, molecular function: oxidoreductase activity; fatty acid synthase activity.